CCCAGCCCGAGUGGUCUCCACGCCGCAGGCGCCCGCGCUCCGGGGCGUGGUUAGCGGCCUCUAAGAGGCGCCGCUUCCUUCCUCGCGCUCGCAGGAGAGGAGACGCCCGGCCCCCGGGCGAAUGUGCCCGGAGUGCCGAGACGGCGUGGCCCCGCGCGGACGCGGCGUCGGGGCGGCGGGUUUUGUUCGGCAAUGUCUGCGCUCCACCUGAGUGCGGCCGUGGGGCCCGGGCGCCUCUCCGGGAAGUCGGCGUCCCGGGCAAAGCGCACCUGGCGCGCGCCUCCUCCAGGCUCCCCGCUGUCGGCCCCGGGCGAGCCGGCGGGGUUCUUGGGAGGCAGCGCGCGGCGGGCUCGGGAACGGCCCCUCUCAUGGGUCCUCGACAGCGGAGCACCGAGCGGAGGGGCGCGGACCGCAGUUAUAUCAACAUGCCCUCUUUCCUGUUGCUGGAAGCCAUCUGCAUUUUCCUGUUUGCCGAAGUGCCCCCAUCCCUCCCUCUUCAGGAAGUCCACGUGAGCAAGGAGACCAUUGGGAAGAUUUCAGUCGCCAGCAAAAUGACGUGGUGCUUAGCUACGGCAGACAUCCUGUUUCUUUUAUCGACGGCUCACAGCAUUGGGAAAGGGAGCUUUGAAAGGUCCAAGCACUUUGCCAUCACGGUCUGUAAUGCUCUGGACAUCAACCCCAGGAGGGUCAGGGUGGGAGCGGCCCAGUUCAGUUCCGCCCCUCGUCUGGAAUUCCCCAUGAAUGCAUUUUCAACCCAACAGGAAGUGAAGGCAAGAAUCAAGAGGAUGGUUUUCAAAGGAGGACGUACAGAGACAGGCCUUGCUCUGAAAUACCUUCUGCGUAAAGGAUUCCCUGGGGGCAGAAAUGCCUCUGUGCCCCAGGUCCUCAUCACUGUCACUGACAGGAGGUCCCAAGGGCAUGUGGCCCUGCCAGCCAAGCAGCUGAAGCAAAGGGGCGUCACUGUGUUUGCUGUGGGGGUCUGCUUCCCCAGGUGGGAGGAGCCGCGCACGCUGGCCAGCGAGCCAAGGGGGCAGCACGUGCUGAUGGCCGAGCAGGUGGAGGACGCCGCCCACGGCCUCUCCAGCAUCCUCAGCGGCUCUGCCACGUGCACCAUUGCCUUUCCGGACUGCAAGGUCCAGCCUCAGCCCUGUGAGCGCAGGACGCUGGAGAUGGUCAGGCAGCUUGCCGGCCAGGCCCCGUGCUGGAGGGGAUCUCGGGGGACCAAGGCCGUGCUGGCUGCGCUCUGUCCCUUUUCCAGCUGGAAGAGAGUGUUCUUAACCCACCCUGCCACCUGCUACAGGACCACCCGCCCAGGCCCCUGUGACUCGCAGCCCUGCCAGAAUGGAGGCAUGUGUGUUCCAGAAGGACUGGACAGGUACCACUGCCUCUGCCCGCUGGCCUUUGGAGGGGAGGCUGACUGCGCCCCGAAGCUGAGCCUGGAGUGCAGAGCCGACGUGCUCUUCCCGCUGGCCGGCUUGGCGGCUGCCACCCCGGAGGGCUUCCUGCGGGCCAAGGCCUCCGUGCAGCAGUUCGUGCCGGCGGCGCGCUCCCGGGCGCGCAUGGGCGUGGCCCGCUACGGCGCGGAGCUGGCCGUGGCCAUGCCCGUGGGCGAGUACCGGGACGCGGACCUGGUCAGGAGCCUCGACGACCUGCCCUUCGGUGGCGGCGCCACCCUGACAGGCCGGGCCCUGCGGCAGGCGGCGGAGCGCGGCUUCGGGAGCACCGCCGGAACGGGCCUGGACCGGCCCCGCAGGGCCGUGGUCCUGAUGACCAAGGCACGCUCUCGGGACCAGGUGGCCGACCCGGCGCGUUUCGCCAGGUUCCGGGAGCUGCUCCUGCUGGGCGUGGGCAGCGAGGCCGUGCGGGCGGAGGAGGAGGUCACGGGCAGCCCAGAGCACGUCAUGAUCUACGCCGGCCCGCAGGACCUGUUAGGCCAAAUCCCGAAGCUGCGGGGAACGCGGUGCAGCCAGCAGUGGCCAGGCUGCCAGGCCCAGUCGCUGGACCUGGUCUUCAUGUUGGACGCCUCGGCCUCUGUGGGGCCCGAGGACUUCGCCCAGAUGCAGAGCUUCGUGAGAAGCUGUGCCCUCCGGUUUGACGUGAGCCCUGACGUGACACAGAUGGGCCUGGUGGUGUAUGGCGGCCGGGUCCAGACAGCCUUUGGGCUGGACCCCCGCACUGUAGCGCUGCAGGCCAGGAGCCAGGCCCCCUACCUGGGUGGGGUGGGCUCGGCAGGCACGGCCUUGCUGCACAUCUGUGACAAGGUGAUGACGGUCUGGAGGGGCGCCCGGCCUCGUGUCCUCAAGGCUGCGGGGGUGGUCACGGGUGGGAGGGCAGAGGACGUGGCCGUCCCUGCCCAGAAGCUUAGGGACAGCGGCGUCUCUGUCUUGGUGAUGGGCAUGGGGCCCGUCCUGAGGGAGGCACUGUGGAGGGUCACAGGUCCCUGGGACUCCUUGGUCCACGUGGCAGCCUACGCAGACCUGAGGCACCACCAGGACACGUUCAUCGAGUGGAUAUGCAGAGAAGCCAAGCGGCCAGUUAACCUCUGCACACCCAGUCCGUGCGUGAGCGAGGGCACCUGCGUCCUGCACAACGGGAGCUACCUCUGCAAGUGCCGGGAUGGCCGGGAGGGCCCGCACUGCGAGAGCCGGGCCUUGAGAGGAGACGCCCCCAAGACACGUGGCCCCAGCCGAGAGCCUGCAGGAGGGCAGCAGCUGCCCCCCUCCCAGCUGCUACCAAGAAGGCCUGGGUCCCCUGGGCGCUGAAAGGGGGCCUGCCCUCAGCGGGGCAUCCCGUCUCGUGGGGUCCUUUGCGUGUCUGCCUUCAGCCCUGUCCGGAACCCUCCUGCCCACUCUCCUGACCCAGGGCGAAGAGAGGGCCCAGCUGCAGACACUGCUGCCUAGGGACGCGGUAGCAGCUGAUUUCCCCCCUAACGACGAUGUUGAAAACUCUUCAGCUGGUACCAUUCAAACACCAGCAUCCCCCCAAAAGAAGAAAGUUAGUUUUCCUCUGUAGCCAACCUAGCUAUUCCUAGAAGAAGCUAGGAAUAGAGACGCCAAUUAAGUAAGGUUCAACCCCUGUGUG
Molecule: messenger RNA, 3081 nt
Organism: Balaenoptera ricei (Rice's whale)
Lineage: Eukaryota; Metazoa; Chordata; Mammalia; Artiodactyla; Balaenopteridae
Gene: VWA2
Product: von Willebrand factor A domain containing 2
Molecular function (GO): calcium ion binding
Source: RefSeq, a predicted model, not a curated record